Molecule: messenger RNA, 3112 nt
Organism: Tripterygium wilfordii
Lineage: Eukaryota; Viridiplantae; Streptophyta; Magnoliopsida; Celastrales; Celastraceae
Product: kinesin-like protein KIN-14T
Exons: 12
Coding region: 207-3086 (959 amino acids)
Biological process (GO): microtubule-based movement
Molecular function (GO): ATP binding; microtubule motor activity; microtubule binding
Source: RefSeq, a predicted model, not a curated record
GGGCUACAUACCUUUGAAGCAGUAUUGUUGACCAUGUCUUGGUCUUCAGGGGAUUCCUAUGUUCAGAGAUCCCAUAUUAGCUAUGGAGGGGCCUUGAAGAGUUUAGACUUCAGCCAAAUUUUGCAACCAAGAAUUCUGUUGCAGAAAUGAAUGCGGACUAAAGUAUAAAAGUUAGGGAUUGGAGAAGGAUCAUUCACCAGAAAAAUAUGGCCACAGAUCCAAGAAGAUCAGUUCGAAACCUAGCUGAAACAAUUCAUUCCCUACUAGGAGUAAAGGCACAUGUAACUUCCACCUGGGUAAAAUCAGUUUGUGAUAUAAUAAAGAACUUACCAUCUGAAGUAUCAUCCAAAAGAUCCACGCCAGAAGAUUCGAAGAGAGGUCUCUUGUAUAACCAUGGUGUCGAUCCAGACCCUGACAUUUCAAAAAUAAGAGAUGAACUUGCUGCGUUGACUUCCCACAUAAAUCAAUUAAAUAUACAAAGAAGGCAGGUCCUCAAUGAAUUUCUGGAUUUGAAAGGAAAUAUUCGUGUAUUUUGUCGUAUAAGACCCAUGGGAACGAUGGAGAACUUUGAAGAUUCAAGACUUGCCUUCGCUUCGGAUUCAAAUAAGGUUAUCCUGAAACUUGCCAGUAACAAGAGUAAAAGUUACAGUUUUGACAAGGUUUUCCACCCUGGUUCAUCACAAGAUGAAGUAUUUUCAGAAGUUGAACCAGUCAUCAAAUCAGUCCUGGAUGGCUACAAUGCAUGUAUAUUUGCAUAUGGGCAGACAGGCACAGGAAAAACUUUUACAAUGGAAGGGACCUCAGAUUCUCGAGGGGUGGUCCCCCGCACAAUUAAGGCACUCUUUGAGCAAGCAGCAGAUAGCAAUCAUGCAUUUUUCAUUAGUUUCAGUAUGGUUGAGAUUUACCUGGGAAAUCUGAAAGACUUGCUUGUUUCUCAGCCAACUAAACCAACUGAUCCUAUGCCACCAUGCCUUUCAAUACGAACAGAUCCAAAGAGAGGGAUUGAGAUCGACAACCUUGUGUCUAUCCAAGUGAAUGACUUCAACCAAGCCCUGAGGCUGUAUAGAUUAGGAUGUCGGUACAGAUCAACUGCCUCCACAUAUUCUAACAUAACUUCAAGCAGAUCACAUUGCAUGAUUCGAUUAUCAAUCACUUGCUUUGAUGCUCCUGAGAGACAAAGGGAAACAACUAAGAUUUGGUUAGUUGACCUCGGGGGGAGUGAGCGUGUGCUGAAGACAAAGGCAUCAGGAAGAAGAUUAGAUGAAGGAAAAGCCAUCAACAUGUCACUUUCUGCUCUUGGAGAUGUUAUUAAUGCCCUUCAAAGAAAAAAGCGCCAUGUACCUUACAGGAAUAGCAAGCUGACACAAGUUCUUAAAGAUUCUCUAGGUGAGGAUUCGAAGACUCUAAUGCUUGUCCAUGUCAGCCCCAAAGAAGAAGAUUUGUGUGAGACUCUCUGUUCUUUGAACUUUGCAACAAGGGCAAAAAGUAUUCACCUAGGGAAUGAGGAUUCCACUGAAGUACGAGAGGAGAAGCAGGUUGCAAUGGUGAAUCUGCAGCAAAGGAUGAAGAAGAUUGAAGAUGAGCGCCUAUUCGCCAUAAGAGACAUUACAAAGUUAAACGAGAAAUUAGAAAAUCUAUCCAGGACAACUUUAUCUUCUGAAGAACUGCAGGCUUCUUAUUUAUUGAUGGAAGAGGCACAGCUGAACCAUAAAGUUACCAUAAACAAUAUUGGAGCAGCUGCAACAGCUCCCUCAUCAGGGAUACCGAGAUUUAUGAGGCCAACUGUGUCAAGCAGAAGAAAAACUGGGCUAGAUCACCGAACUUCAGAAGGUAGAAUCCAAUUCAAUACAAAACGAAGAAAGCCACCUUCUCAUCACGCUGAGUCAGUUAAUUUUCCAGUGAAGAAUAAUUCAGUAUGCAACACAGAGCACAGUAUAUCAAGAAAUAGCUGUUUCGAGGGACUGAACACGAAAAGCAUUGCAGAUAAUGAAACUGAAUACAGCCAAGAUACCUCCGAAUAUGAUGUUAAAAUGGGUUUCUUUCAAGAACAGGAAAAGGAGCCAGGGACUUCGUGUCAAAGUGUUCAUCCCAUAGAGUUUGAGAAGCAUGGGAAUGGUAACACAGAAAAGCUUAGUUCCAUAAAAUUUUCGAAGGUUGAUACUUGGCUUCGUCUACACAAGAAUGAACCUCGUAUCAAUGGUGACACUCACACGAGUAAAAGGGUUUUAGCUAUUCCUCUCCCAGGGAACAAACUUGCAAGUGAGGAAAGGAGUAAAGUAGUGAUACUACGAGAUGAGAAAAGGCAUGGAUUAACAAAACAGAGAAUUCCCAGAGCCGAUAAAUCAGGAAAACUGCUUGAUAUGAGGGAAACCGAAAGGCCCAUUUCAGAAGUGGUGAUUGACAAACCAAUGAAGAUGUUGAAGGAUUUAUUCGACGAGGAAUUGAGAUCUGACUACAUCAAUCUCCCUCAUAAUCCUUAUGGGCAGAUAAUGAUUCAGAAAGAAGAUUUGGUUGAUGGCUCAUCCAUGGAGGACAACGAAGGUUGGACAUUUUUGAAUCAUGAUGUAUGCUAUAGUAGAAUCAAUCACUAUAACGAGGAGAAUGGGGUAACAGCAAUGUCUCUGAUGCAGGAAGAAAAGGAUGUAACACAAUGGUCAGGGACUUAUGUACUAAAGAAUACCGACUGCUGUGAGUUUUCUCUAGUUGAUGCUGACAGUAAUGUCACUGACUUGAGUGGAGAUGGUGAACUGUCCAUGUCAGAACUGGAGUACUGCCAUCAAGAAGUGCCCUCUGAACUGGAUGAGGAAGACCGUGAAAGCAAAGACUUGAAUGCCCCAUUUCCACCAUUAAGAAAAGGGAGACUUGGCAUGCUGCAAUUGAGAUCUCAAAGAGCUUUAUUUAUGGACAGUCCCAAGCAGAACAAUAUAACCAUGGCUUUUGUUUUACCACAAGGAGAUAAACAGAACACAGGAAGAUACGCUAUUCUUAAACAGAAAUUCCAGACUAUAUGCGCCAGUGCCCUUCUGGGACUGGGAUUUUAUGAUUUGGGAUUCCAGCAUGACUUCUUCGACAGUUUAAUGCUUUGAGGCAGCCCCAGUGGGUGACAUAAAGU